GUCUGCCGUCGGAGGGAACUUUUCAAGACGAGGGUUUUCGACGCCAUUGUGACGUCAGCAGCGCCUCUUUAUUCACCGCCGACCACAACAGCCGCAACAAAUGAACAUCCCUUAAUGGUUUGAUACUUUGUAAUUGCGUUGAAACUUCGAGCAUGCGUCUCCGAAAAGCUUUUUUGUUCCGCGUGAGCGUGAGAAAACCCAGCAUCUUUCAGGAGGGGAUAACGUUUUGGGGAUUAAAGUUAGAAGUCGCCGCUCACUAACAAAGCCAGCCGGAGAAAGUUACCAACCAGCACUGCACUAUAGCGGGAUAUCGCCUGGCCUGGGGAGCUGUUUGUCAACAUGUCUGUCCAGUCCCGGGUAGCCAGCAGCCUCCCAUAAUGAACAGCUCUAAGAAUGGGACAGCGGUGGCCAACUCCACUAAUGGCCUGGUCGACGGUGGGCUCGUGGUCUUGGAGUCUGUCUCUAUCAUCAUCAUAGCCAUAUUGGCAUGUCUGGGGAAUCUGGUCAUUGUGGUGACGCUAUAUAAGAAGCCCUACUUGCUGACACCCAGUAACAAGUUUGUCUUCAGCCUGACUUUGUCUAAUUUGCUGCUGUCUGUUCUAACGCUCCCCUUCGUUGCGGCCAGCUCUGUGCGUCGGGAUUGGAUGUUUGGGGUGGUGUGGUGCAACUUCACAGCACUCCUCCAUCUACUUGUCAGCUCGUCUAGCAUGCUUACACUGGGAGCCAUCGCCAUUGACAGGUACUAUGCCGUAUUAUAUCCCAUGAUCUACCCCAUGAAAAUCACGGGAAACCGAGCUGUGCUCGUUAUUGUUUACGUGUGGCUCCACUCCCUGGUCGGAUGCCUUCCACCGCUUUUCGGUUGGUCCGCUUUCGAGUUUGACCGCUUCAAGUGGACCUGCACGGUGGCUUGGCACAAGGAGAUCAGCUAUACCGCCUUCUGGGUUACGUGGUGCUGCCUUCUUCCACUAGUGGCCAUGCUGGUCUGCUAUGGCGUCAUCUUCCGUGUGGCCCGCAUCAAAGCUCGCAAGGUUUACUGCGGUAGCGUUGUGGUGGCUCAGGAGGAGUCCAGCUCUCAGAAGAACGGCCGCAAAAACUCCAAUACGUCCACAUCUUCUAGUGGUAGCCGCAAGAGCCUGAUCUACUCUGGGAGCCAAUGCAAGGCGUUCGUCACCAUUCUGGUGGUGCUUGGGACGUUUCUGACAACUUGGGGUCCAUAUGUGGUAGUUAUCAGCACCGAAGCACUGUGGGGUAAAUACAGUGUUUCUCCACAGAUGGAGACUCUAGUAUCCUGGCUGUCCUUUACCAGUGCCGUGUGCCUUCCACUUAUUUAUGGGCUGUGGAACAAGACGGUACGUAAGGAGCUGUUGGGCAUGUGCUACGGCGACCGCUACUACAGAGAGUCUUUUGUUAUUCGGCACCGCACCUCUCGUCUCUUUAGCAUCUCUAACCGGAUAACGGAUCUGGGGAUGUCUCCUCACCUGACGGCCAUGUUAGUGGGUGGUGGGCAGGUUGUGGGCCGUGGCAGCAGCACGGGAGACACUGGCUUCAGCUAUACACAAGACUCAGCUACAGACGUCAUGCUGUUGGACAGCUACACCUCAGAGCCCUCCCACUCAGCCCUCUGUGUUGCCAAUAAGAGAAGAAGUUCUGUCACAUUCGAGGACCAAGUGGAUCAGAUUCCUAAAGGUGACCCCUCAAUAGAACAAGUGACAGCAGACAUCCAUAACUCUUUGGACAGCUUUGCGUCCUCUCUGGCUAAGGCUAUAGAGAAUGAUGCCAAGCUACAACUCUUUGGGGAAUGGACUCAAAUUCCCACAAGUCUGUUUACAGUACGAAACACACAGAGAGCUCCCCGUUACCUGGAUGGACAGAGACUCAGGAUGGAAAGCAUCGAUGAAGGAAUAGUUAAAGAUGAUGAUGAGGACGAGGAGCAUGAGGAAAAAAUAGGUGACAGUUCCAUGUAGUUCUUUCACUCAGUGAACCACUUAAACAACCAGAACCUUGUGUAAUCUUUAGCUUUUAAAGGUACAGAACAUUCAACAAACACAUUGGCAAAUGUUUACAAAUAUACAGUGGUUUAUGUGUAAUUUACAUACUAGGUAACAAACUUAUACUUGAUUAUUUUAGAAGCAACUGCUGCUACUUGCCUUGGUGAGACCAAAGACCUAGAAUGAUGGCUGUACCUGCAAGGUAUCAGGUACUAGAAGCCCCACUGUCACUCACCAGAAUAAGUUGUUUUUGUAACAUACAAGAUAUUGUAAAAUCAUGUACAGCCCUCAUAUAUUGUCAGGUAUUUUGCCUCUUUUGGGUAUGUAUUAAGUUUACUCUUUUCUUACAAGGAAACUGUAACCACUCUGUUUUAUAUGUACUGACUAUUUGUAAGAAUGAAUAUCCUAGAGAAAGUUUUCUCUCAACUUUUCAAGUUCAUUAUUAAUAUAUUCAAUUAUUUUUUUAGUGCCACAAGGUUUAAAGAAAAUAUACCAAAUCUUUUGGGGGUUAUAUCGAUGUGGACAAAGAAAAAUAACCUAUUUUCAGGCCCUUACAGUGAAAGGGCCUGUAUUUUUUCAGGCAUUGAAUUGACAUUGAAGAAUCAUGUAAAGGACAGGAAGAUUCUGGGCAUAAUGUAUGGUAGAAUAUCUCUUAAAAUGCAUAUUAUUUUAUCCAUAGUUUCCGGUGGAAAAUCUGAUUAAAAUGCUUUGGCUGAAUGUAAUGGUGUGAGAAAGCAAGAACAAUAUAGUUGCUUUGUCUACAGAGUCAUUAGUCGAUGGUACAAUUGCACUUGAAGAUUUUACGUUUGAUCAGUGACUGAUCACAUUUGUGUUUUCACUCCUACCUUGUUCGGUUAGUAUACUCUGAAAAUGUGUUUUAAAAUAAGGAUAAAUCAUUCCUGUGGAAUCUUCUUUUUUUGCAUUGUGCCAGUCAUUUACAUUAGUGGUCAGAAUUAUUUGCACCCCUGGUAAAUAUGAUCAAAGAUGGCUGUCAAAAUAAAUCUGUUUAUCCUU
This is a messenger RNA of Rhinichthys klamathensis goyatoka, 3002 nucleotides long. RefSeq names its product G protein-coupled receptor 161a (gene gpr161b). Gene Ontology annotation, cellular component: membrane; recycling endosome. The transcript has 6 exons. The record is from RefSeq and is a predicted model, not a curated record. The coding region runs from base 378 to 1964 and encodes 528 amino acids. Gene Ontology annotation, molecular function: G protein-coupled receptor activity. Lineage: Eukaryota; Metazoa; Chordata; Actinopteri; Cypriniformes; Leuciscidae. Gene Ontology annotation, biological process: G protein-coupled receptor signaling pathway.